UACGACAGGGUUGUUUUUACUGGAUCUACUCGAUCUAUACAUCUAGAUCUAGAUUAAUAUGGAAACAGUUACAAAGAUGUCGAGCCCCAAAGAAGAAAGGUCUUUUAGGAAUACUUUUCCUGACUUUACUAGUGAUGCUUUGCCUCCACUUAACAAAAAUAAAGAACUUGAAGGAGACUUUCAAAGCAAAAUUCUAUCUGCUAUAGAAAAACUUCUUAAUACAUUGGAUGAAAAGGCUGAGGAUGAUGGCAAAGACUAUUCAAUUUAUACUGGGUCUUCAGGUCAUGCCUUGCUUCACCUUCACCUCUAUAUGAACUUUCCUGGAGUGCAAGAUCAGGCAGAUUUGUACAAAGCCUUAAACUGGUUGAAGCCUAUUCUUGGUAGGCUGAAGGGCUCCAAGCCCUCCAUGUUGUGUGGAAUAUCUGGGCCUCUGGCGAUAGCAGCCGUGGUGUACGACAAACUCGGGGAAAAAAAAAUCAGCGGGGAGUAUGUUGCCAAAGUUCUGGCUCUGUGUGAAGAAGUCUGUAAUGAUUUUUCAAUUCCUGAUGAGCUUCUAUUUGGACGAGCAGGGUACCUGUCUGCUUUAUUGUUUCUGCAACAACAUCUGGGACCUCAAGUUAUUAACAACAACAUGGUGGUCAAGGUUGUUGAUGCUAUUCUUGUAUCUGGACAAGACUUGGCCAAGAGAAAACAUUACAAGCAUCCACUGAUGUAUGAAUGGCAUGACAAGGCUUAUUUAGGAGCUGCCCAUGGUUUGGCUGGAAUAUUUUUCAUAUUACUUCAAGUCUCAGAUCCGUCAGUUCAGAAGCAGAUACGAGAAUUUGUAAAGCCAUGCGUAGACUACAUGUUGACUUUGAGAUUUGCUUCAGGCAAUUGCCCUUCCUCACUGGAAAGCACCAGUGGGGACAAAUUGGUUCACUGGUGUCACGGAGCCCCUGGUUGGAUGUACAUGUUAGUCUUGGCUUUUAAGAUUUUUAAAGAUAUGCGUUACUUGGAAGCUGCCAAAGAUUGUGCAAAAGUAACAUGGGAGAGGGGCAUUCUGUAUAAAGGUUAUGGGCUGUGCCAUGGCACUGCAGGAAAUGCUUACUCUUUUCUUUUCUUGUACAAGGCUACACAAGAUCCAAGAUACUUGUACUAUGCUUGUAAAUUUGCUGAAUGGUGUUGUGAUUAUGGUAAACAUGGAUGUCAUAAACCAGAUAGACCUUACUCAUUAUUUGAAGGGAUGGCAGGAACAGUGUACUUCCUGGUAGACUUAUUGCAUCCCCAGAAUGCUGCUUUUCCAACUUUUGAGUUCAAUAUUAAUAUCUAGACUUUACAUUUCUUCAACUUUUUAUUGUGUUCCAUUUUUAUUUUUCAAAGUUUAAGUGGCACAUUUUAGCCAUUAAAAAAAAAAAAACUAUUAAGAAUUCACAAUUUUUUUUUUUACUUAUGUGAAAAUUACAUAAGACUUUGUUCUUUGUAUAUAAUGUGUAUAUACUGUAUAUAUACAAAUGUUAAAGCAUCUUGAAGAUUUUAGUCUUAUGUACAUUUAAAUACAUUGAUUAUCUAGAUCUUUUUAGAUUAUGUAUCUAAAAAUUGCAAAAUAAUAAUUGUGAGACAAGAGUGCUGUUUUUUCAAUGUUCAAUUUCUAGAUCUAGAUCUAAACAUUAAACUAUAUAUUACAUAGGUUAGGGUUGAGGAAAAAAAAACUGUACUUCUUAUAACUACUUUACAAAACAACGCCUUGUUUCAACUU
Messenger RNA from Biomphalaria glabrata, 1735 nucleotides. Its product is annotated as lanC-like protein 2. Gene Ontology annotation, cellular component: plasma membrane. Lineage: Eukaryota; Metazoa; Mollusca; Gastropoda; Planorbidae. Gene Ontology annotation, biological process: peptide modification; carbohydrate metabolic process. The transcript has 9 exons. Bases 59 to 1309 code for a protein of 416 amino acids. The record is from RefSeq and is a predicted model, not a curated record.